CAAGUAAAAGAAAAAAGAAUAGGAUAAGUGUGUUGCACGGGCAUGUGCGCUUACAUUGGCCGUGAAUUGGAUGGAAAUUUUUUUAUUUUACAAAAGAAACUCGCUCUAGCACGUCUUCAAAAUUAUCCUUACCUAUAAUUCUGUAUAUGUUAUAUAUAUUUAAAAGCUCACUAUAACGUGAUUCCCUUGCGCGUCGCAUACGUUCGUCAUCGUCAUUUUCUAACUUCCUUUUUUUUCUUGCUUUUCGCUCUUACUGGAUACGGAAAAGACGGACUUAACUGUUUGGAAAAGAGAGGGGAACCCCCUCUUUCAGUCAGUUUCUUGGCAUGUGCGCCACGAGCCAGUCCCGCGAGGUGGACGGCAGUCGUUAGUUCAAAAUAAUCCGAAUUCCAACGUGUUCUCGUACAACAACCUGCUCUCCAGCACACGUCCUAUGUGCUACCAGUUGACUCAAAAGAAAAUUACGAGCAAUCCGUGGGACUGUCCACGCGCGUUUGUCAAUCGUUCCAGUCAAAUUUGUCGGUCAAGUGUCAUAGCAGUGAUUCUUUUUUCUAGUAAAUCUUACCAUUGUGAAUGGAAAAUAAAAUCAUGAGUGUGCUUAUCAUGAUCCACUUCAGCCUGAUUACUAAUCUCAUUGAAGCUUUGAAUAUUUUUUAACUCAUGUGGAUUGUAGUUAUAAUCUACAUUCAAGAAUCACUAAAAAUGUGUCAAUUGGCAAACAAACAUCUUUUCAAGUAAUUAUAUGACUGUUGGUGUGUAUUGUUGGUGCUCUGCGAAUCGGCUAAACUUUUUCACUAAAAACCGGGAGUAAAAAUGAUUGGAACAUGUUUAAACUUACAUAGGCAGUAUCAUAAUGCAAAUAGAGAGAGAGCCAGGAUUUCUCAGUGGCAUCAUGACGAAAUCUAGGAAAUUUUUUAUAUUUAAUAAAAAGUUGUUCUAAUUGUGACAACGACGAUUGAAUUUACGAAAGACUACUAUUACUAUUGAAUAUUUGAUAAAUAAAUAUUCUCAUAAACAAUAAUAAUAAAAAGUCGUCCUUAUGUGUGUUUUGGACUUGUUAACAGACGUAAGGACUUGGGUGUCAGUGGUCCUGAUGCCUUUGAUUUCGCGAAAAAUAGUGCCCAAGGAUUGGUGGAUUCUUCAUCGUGAAUUAGAUGACACAGGGACGUUUUGAUCGUGAUAAUAAAGAGUGUGUUAAUAGAAUAUAAGAAAGAAACAGCGCAGAAAAACGAGAAGAACAAAAGAGGAGAAGAAAAGCUUUUAAAUAUUUAAGAAAAGGAAGGAAGACAUCGUGUAAUUGUCGUGAUUGUAUCGAUGACGAAGACGUGACACAUCUAGACCGUAAAACGUUGCAACCCAAGAUUUAAUUUCGUGGAGAGAGACGAAGAAGAAAAGACAGAGCAAGUGCGUUUGGGUGGUAGGGACAACGUCGCGACAUCUUCGACGAAACCGACGGACGUGAGAAUAAAUCAGUGAAAAUCGUGUCCAUGAAGCGACAAGAUGAAGACACGGAAACUACUUUUGCCGGUGUUACUUACUCUCGGCAUCGUAUCUUGUUUAGCAUUUUCAACGACUGCGGAUGACCAUCAGCUGGAAGUUAAUUCCAAGGACCGGCGAUAUCCUAAAGUAUUCAGUAAAUAUCGAGAUAAAACGUCAAAGGGAAAAUAUGAUCCGGAUUUCAUGGAGAAAAUUAAUCCCGAAGAGAAUGAGGAUGUUCCUCAAGUAUUAGAAGAUAAUAGCUCUGGAUACAAGAACAAUCGAGCUAUAAAUGUCCCAAGUUCUGAAGAUUCGGAAGUGAUCGUACACCAAACGAUCCAAUCGACCCUGCCGGCUAAAAAACUGAAGCCAGACCAAAAGAUUACAAUCAAAGGGAAAAAAAUAAAAAAUGUUACAAUAGCCGAUGGAAUUUGUCAAAAUGUCGAUAUACGAAAUCGAGUUGAUAACUUUGAGAUGUUAAAAGAUUGUCGGAUUAUUGAAGGUUUUCUUCAAAUAGUUUUGAUGGAUAAUAAUACAGAGACAGAUUUUCAGAAUAUUAGUUUUCCAAAAUUAAGGGAGAUUACAGGAUAUUUAUUAUUAUUUCGUGUGACAAAUCUUCGCACUUUAAAUACAUUAUUUCCAAAUUUAGAAGUUAUAAGAGGGGAUCUUCUUCUAACUGACUAUUCCUUCAUGAUUUACGAGCUACAAAAUUUACAAGAGAUUGGAUUAACAAAGCUAACUAAGAUUCUACGUGGUGCUGUGAGAAUCGAAAAAAAUCCAUCACUCUGCUAUACAAAUACAAUAGAUUGGAAUGAAAUUGUCGUUGCAGGAGAAAACUUCAUCAAGGAUAAUGGAAAUCCUAGUUCUUGUCCGGGCUGUCCUUCUUGCCCAGAUGGUCACUGUUGGACUGCAAAAGACUGUCAAAAAGUGUCUAAACCGGUAUGCCAUCCUCAAUGUCUUGCUGAUUGUUUUGGACCAACUGAUAAAGACUGUUAUGUUUGCAAAAAUUUCCGUGUGGACGAUAGAUGUGUAGAGAAAUGUCCGCCGCAUUUGUACGCUUACGUUUCUCGGCGAUGCAUUACUGAGGAAAUGUGCUUGAAGAUGAAUAAUCUUCGGCAAAAUAAGGAAGAUAAGAGAAAAUGGCGAACAUUUAAUGGUCUAUGCAUUAGUCAGUGUCCAGAUGGUUAUGAAGAAACACUUGAUCAAAAUAAUAUUACAACUUGUAAAUCCUGCAAUGGAACUUGUAGAAAAGUAGCCAAAGGCGGUAUAAUUCGUCAUAUAUCAGACGCUCAAACAUUUCGUGGGGUGACAGUAAUCGACGGUGGGCUUGAAUUUCGAAUACGAAAUGGUAAUCCUAAUAUAAUAAACGAACUCACAAAUGCUUUUGGAAAUAUCGAAGAAAUAACUGGAUAUUUGAAAGUCACUCACUCUUUUGCUAUAUCAACAUUAAGUUUCUUGAAGAAGCUACGAGUCAUCAAGGGUGAAAAAUUAGAGAUGAAUAACGCAAGUCUCAUAAUUUUAGAUAAUCCGAAUCUCUCGAAUUUAUUUGGCGAAAAUCAAAAAAUUCAAAUCACCAACGGUCGAAUGUUUUUUCAUUACAAUCCAAAGCUAUGUAUGUCAAAAAUUACCGCUUUAGCUAACAUGGUAGGAAUAACUAACUUCACAGAAUUAGAGAUUCAGCCAGACUCAAAUGGAGAAAAAGUUGCUUGUGAUAUUGUGAACAUAAACAUUACUGUAAAACAAAAAGGAUCAAGUGACGCAACUUUUGAGUGGGAAGUUUAUAAUCCAAGAGACGGUCAAAGACUUUUGAGUUAUCUCCUAAAUUAUAUAGAAACUGAGAACGAAAAUAUUACUUUUGAGGCAAAUUCUUGUGGUAAUAACAACUGGCAAAUUGUUGACGUAGAAAUUCCAUCAACAAAUUCUUCAACUUCAGUUGUAUCCAAGUCAAUAACUGAUCUUAAGCCUUAUACAAAAUAUGCAGUUUAUGUUAAAACAUUAGCGGUAAGAAAUAAAAAUUCAUUCCGCAGUCCAACAGGGCAAUCAGAGAUAAUUUACUUUAGAACAGAAGCAGACGUUCCAUCGGUUCCAACAGACGUUAUCUCAUUUCCUGCAAGCGAUUCUGAGAUAGUAGUCAAGUGGAAUCCACCAGAUCAACCAAACGGACCAAUAGCCAAGUAUAUUAUCUUUGGAUAUCUCAGAUCAGAAGACGACGACUUCCUUCUUACUCGAGAUUACUGCAAAAAUGGUUUAGUAGCGCCAGAGGUUCCAGAAGUGCCAGAAGUUACUGUAAAAACACCUGUUAUAGUUCCUAAAAGUGAAUCCUGUUGUAUGAAAGAACCUCAAGAGCCUACGUCAAAAAAAUUCGAAAUAUUUUGUAAUGAUAAUAUGACAAUAAGUUACCUUUCACAUGGUAAAAAGAAUUAUUGUGACUUUCAUCGUUAUAUAGUAGAAGAGAAGUCAAAUUUUAGUGACAGUCUGUCAUUACGAAUAUCAACACAGAAUUCAGAUAUAAAGAAAAAAAGCCUCGAUGACUCAGAGACUCGAAUAUACAAUAAUACGUAUUACUCGUUUAUAUUUAAUUCAAGUGCCAAUAGUAGUUCAUAUCUUCUCAAGAAACUUCGACAUUACUCUCUCUAUACAAUUUCUGUGGCAGCGUGUGGUGAGAAACUCAAUAAUGGCAGUCAAUUAUGUUCUACGAUUCAGUAUACUAAUUCAAGAACUAAAGAAAAACUCAGUGCUGAUAACGUUAAUAAUUUAAAGGCGUAUGUGUCAAAUGACACGAUUGUUAUCAUCACCUGGGAGCCAGUACCGGAUCCAAAUGGUCUGACAGUAGCAUACACUAUCGAGUAUACGAAUCUCAAUGUACCAAAUGCAAAAAAGAACACCAUCUGCAUUCCAGAAGGAGUACAUCGUCGGAAACGAGGAACUUAUUCUAUCUCGAAUCUCAGUCCCGGAAAGUAUAGUUUAAGAAUGCGGUCUACAUCGCUUGCGGGAGACGGCAAUUGGUCGCAAGCAUUUUAUUUUAGUAUUGAUGUAAAAGACGAUAACAUACCGUUAAUUUCAGUAUUGGUAGCUUUGUCUAUUUUAGUGAUUGCAAUUAUCGCAGGUUAUCUAUCUUAUAUAACUGCCAAGAAGAAGAGGCAACAAGCACGACUAAUUGCUAGUGUUAAUCCGGAUUAUAUUGAAAGUAAAUAUGUAAGAGACAAUUGGGAAGUGCCUAGAGAGAGUAUUAAAAUUUGUGAAGAGCUUGGGCUAGGUCAUUUCGGUAUGGUUUACCGAGGAGUUCUCAAUGGCACUGAACAUGUUGCUAUUAAAACUAUUCCAGAAAAUUAUACUGAAGACGAUAAAAAUGAAUUCCUUAAUGAAGCUUCAGUAAUGAAGAAUUUUUCAACCUAUCAUAUAAUUAAAUUGUUAGGCGUGAUUUCUGAAGGCAAUCCGCCAUAUGUAAUAAUGGAGCUCAUGGAGAAUGGUGACUUAAAGUCGUACCUGAGGAGGAUUCGAGACACAGAAUCAUCUCUAGAAGUGUCAAGGAUCGUCAGGAUGGCUGGAGAAAUUGCCGACGGUAUGGCAUACCUCGAGUCUAAAAAAUUUGUUCACAGAGACUUGGCAGCAAGAAAUUGUAUGGUCUCGAAGAAUCUUGUAUGCAAAAUAGGAGACUUCGGAAUGGCCAGGGACAUUUAUGAGACUGAUUAUUAUAAGAUUGGCCAAAAAGGCCUGCUUCCUAUUCGUUGGAUGGCACCGGAAAACCUUUCCGAUGGUGUAUUCACAUCAGAUUCUGAUGUAUGGUCCUUUGGUGUUGUUCUCUAUGAAAUUCUUACUAUGGGCGAGCUUCCUUAUCAAGGUUUUUCAAAUGAUGACGUACUAAAUCAUGUGUUACGUAAAGGAAUUGUGAAUAUUCCAAGAAAUUGUCCAGAAAUUAUUUUGAAAUUGAUGGAAAAGUGUUUUAAAUGGCGUCCAAGUGAAAGACCAACCUUUAUGGAAAUUAUUGCUGAACUUGAGCCGUUUUUAGCCCAAGACUUUUGUGAAAAAUCUUUCUAUCAUUCGGAAGAAGGUAUAGAAACACGAAAUUUAGGUAUUAAAAAAGUGUAUCAUCAUGCUGCCCCAAUUCGCUUCCACUGGGGGAAUGAAACAGCUCGUUGGGUACGUGAAUUUGAGGAUAAUGUGACACUACUGGAUCAAACAAGAACUGGUGCCAGCAGAAAUCGAAUUUUCAAAAAUGGAUUCCAACAUUUUGGUAAUGUACUUGCCUUGGAAGACGUACCUUUGGAUCAGUAAUUUAUAAAAAUUAUUACGUCAUAGGCAGACAAAAUUUUUUUAAAAUUUAAAUUUAAAUAUUGUCAAGUGUUUAGAAAUUUGGCAAACUUUAAUAUUAUAUGUUUAUAUAACUUCAGUGUGUACAAACGAUAUUCUCAGGGCAACUGUAGUCGACUUAUAGGAGCAAAAAAAUACAAAAACGCGAGAAUUUGUAUAUAUUUAUAUAAAAAAAUAAGAAACGGUUAAAAGAUAAAUUUAAAUCGUUCAAUUUCUAUGACCAAAGUACAUAGAUAAAGUUUAUAAAUAGAGUAAUAAUAGUUAUUUUUCAACAAAUUUUGAUACUUUUCACAAAAAAAAAAAAGAAAAACUCGCGUCUUUCGUAAAUAUUUUUAUGCUCUGUUAUAACGAAAAAAUAAUAAUGUUCAUGUAUACGAUUAUUAUAUUAGUUACGAAAAGAAAAAAACAAAAAAACUGAACCAUCCAACGAUCAGAUGUUAUUUUCUUUUUUUUAAGUUAUUAGUUAUCAGGGAUUAUUAAUUGCUUUUUAAUUUUUUGUUGCACGUAUCAUUUUUUUUUCUGACAGCAGAUUAUGAAAGAGGACUUUCUAUCACUCCUCUAUCAAAAUGUAUAAACUUGUCAUUCCUCAACCGAGCCAAUAUUAUUUGUCAGUUUUCAAAUUCUUGUUCUUUUUUGUUACAAACGAAAUGUGGAGGCUCUAAUUAUAAAUUCAAGUCUCAAUUGAACUAUGUUAUUAUAUUUACAUUGCUCGUGCACCAAAGUUCCUCUGUUACGUGCUUUAUAUGUAAUUUUUUACAUGUGGUGCAAGAUAAUACAACUCAGUAAACUUUGAACCUCCGUAGAAUUUAAUUGCCAUUAGACUGGCUAAUUUAAACUCGACAAUGCAAUACAUAGGUUUACGAUACAGUCACUUGUGUUCCUUCAGUUUUAAUUUUCCUGAAUGAUGUUAAUGUUUUAUAUGUCGCUCACUUGUUAUCGUUUGUUUUUCAUUUUUUUAAUUUUUUAUCAUAGCUAUCCUAUUUUGUACAUAAAUCCAGAUAAAUGUUAUUUCUGUUUAAACAAUCAAUUGCAUCUUGUGUUAAUCAUUAAUCAGUUAUUUGGAUAGAUAUUUGUACAGAAAACGAAACAAAAUAAUAAUUUAAGAUUCUUUGUAUUUGUAUAGAAAAAGAGAAAGAGAGAGACAAAGAGAUAAAAACGCUUCGUUGAAAAUUUUAUAGGAAAAAAA
Chelonus insularis is the source of this 6973-nucleotide messenger RNA. Its product is annotated as insulin-like receptor. The transcript has 7 exons. Gene Ontology annotation, biological process: glucose homeostasis; positive regulation of MAPK cascade; protein phosphorylation. Gene Ontology annotation, molecular function: insulin receptor activity; insulin receptor substrate binding; ATP binding. NCBI's taxonomy places the organism in Eukaryota, Metazoa, Arthropoda, Insecta, Hymenoptera, Braconidae. Gene Ontology annotation, cellular component: insulin receptor complex; plasma membrane; axon. The coding region runs from base 1501 to 5751 and encodes 1416 amino acids. The record is from RefSeq and is a predicted model, not a curated record.